This is a messenger RNA of Protobothrops mucrosquamatus (brown spotted pit viper), 1798 nucleotides long. It is a transcript of the gene HSPA12B, whose product is annotated as heat shock protein family A (Hsp70) member 12B. The record is from RefSeq and is a predicted model, not a curated record. NCBI's taxonomy places the organism in Eukaryota, Metazoa, Chordata, Lepidosauria, Squamata, Viperidae. The transcript has 11 exons. The annotation marks the transcript as partial.
GCACGAGGGUGAUUUGAAGAUGUCCACAACCCUUGCGGUUCCCACAAUGCAUACGCUGCAAAUCGGGACAAAUGGGGAGCGGUCCCGUACCCCGUCUCCGCCGAGUUCUCCCGGGCUCCACAGCGACAGCUGCAGCAUUGCGCCCCUCACCCCAUCUCAGUCACCGAGGAGUGAGAUCCGGAGGCGAGAGGCGGCUCCCUUCGGCGUGGUGGUGGCCAUCGACUUCGGGACCACGUCCAGCGGCUACGCCUUCAGCUUCGUCAGCGACCCAGAGACUCUGCACAUGAUGAGGAAAUGGGAAGGAGGAGACCCCGGAGUGGCCCACCAGAAGACCCCCACCAGCCUUCUCUUGACGCCGGAAGGUGCCUUCCACAGCUUUGGCUACACGGCCCGGGACUAUUACCACGACCUGGACCCGGAGGAAGCCCGCGACUGGCUCUACUUUGAGAAGUUCAAAAUGAAGAUCCACAGUUCCCGGGAUUUGAGCAUGAAGACCGAACUGGGGGCCGUGAACGGGAAGAAGGUGCCGGCCUUGGAGGUCUUUGCCCACGCCCUCCGCUUCUUCAGGCAGCAGGCCGUGCAGGAGCUGAAGGACCAGUGCCCGGCCUUGCCGGUGGCCGAUGCCAUCCGGUGGGUGAUCACGGUGCCCGCCAUCUGGAAGCAGCCGGCCAAGCAGUUCAUGAGGGAAGCGGCCUACUCGGGAACCCGGGAGCAGCUCCGCCGGUCCAGGCACAGCCGGACUUUCCUGAUGGAGUCUGGGGUGGGCGAACUGUGGUCGGAAAUGCAGACAGGAGGUCCCUACGGGGCUGUCGGGGUGGACCUGGCCUUCGAGAAGCUGCUCUGCCAGAUAUUUGGGGAAGACUUCAUCGCCACCUUCAAGGCCAAGCGCCCGGCGGCCUGGGUUGACCUGACCAUCGCUUUCGAGGCCCGGAAGCGGACGGCCGCCCCCCACCGGGCCAACCCGCUCAACAUCUCCCUCCCCUUCUCCUUCAUCGACUUCUACCGCAAGCACCGAGGGCAGAACGUGGAGACCGCCCUGAAACGCAGCAGCAUGCACUUGGUGAAGUGGUCCUCUCAAGGGAUGCUGCGCAUGUCUCCCGAGGCCAUGAACGAUCUCUUCCAGCCCACCGUCAGCCAGAUCAUCCGGCACAUUGACGACCUCAUGAAGAAGCCCGAAGUGAAAGGCAUCAAGUUCCUCUUCCUGGUGGGCGGAUUCGCCGAGUCAGCCAUUUUGCAGCACGCCGUCCAGUCCUCCUUCAGCAGCUCCUGCCGGGUCAUCAUCCCUCAGGACGUGGGCCUGACCAUCCUGAAAGGGGCGGUGCUCUUCGGCCUCGACCCCACCAUCGUCCGGGUGAGGCGCUCGCCCUUGACCUAUGGCGUGGGGGUCCUGAACAAGUUUGUGGAGGGGAAACACCCCAAGGAGAAGCUGAUGGUCAAGGACGGGAAGAACUGGUGCACCGACGUCUUUGAGAAGUUCGUCUCGGUGGACCAGUCGGUGGCCUUGGGCGAAGUGGUGCAGAGGAGCUACUGCCCAGCCCGGGUAGGUCAACGCAAGAUCAUCAUCAACAUCUACUGCUGCGCCACCGACGAGGCCGUCUACAUCACCGAUCCGGGGGUGAGGAAGUGUGGAACCAUCAGUCUAGAAUUGGAGGAACUGGACGAGUCCAACUCGCCCAAGAAAAACCGGCGGGAGAUACGGGCCAGCAUGCAGUUUGGCGAUACGGAGAUCAAGGUGGCAGCCAUGGACGUGUGGACCUCCAAGACCGUGCGGGCGUCCAUCGACUUCCUCUCCAACUGA